AUGGCUGGAAGAGAGAAGAGCCAAGAGAUGCAGGAGCUUGGCACGCUGGGAUUUGAAUGUACCCUUGAAGAGGUUGAUCUUGAAGAUAUCACUGAGAAUCAAAUCAACACAAUAAAAGCUUGCACAUCUGAGGAUCCAGGGACUGGAAAUUGUCCGGCACUGGAAAGAUCUACUUUUGAUGCGAGUAAAUGCCUGCAGGGCAUCUAUGAUGAUCUGAAUGCCUACAGGGCAGAGCUGAAGAGCUUCAAUGAUCAAAAGGUGCUGGCAACUAUUGAUGAAAUGAUGAAGGCCCUGAAGACCAGCAGCAGGAGUGUGCCGCAGCCGCUGGCCGGCGCGGGGCUGACCUCCUUCAAGGAGAGGAUGAGGCUCUGCAGCAUCCUUCACGCCUUCCGAAUCCGCACGGUCACCAUCAACAGGAUGAUGAACUACCUGACCUCUCCGGAGAGCUCGCUGUAA
This is a messenger RNA of Nipponia nippon (crested ibis), 456 nucleotides long. The record is from RefSeq and is a predicted model, not a curated record. Lineage: Eukaryota; Metazoa; Chordata; Aves; Pelecaniformes; Threskiornithidae.